CUACCCCAAGCCCUGCAACAUGUCUCAAACUCCUAGAAGACCCAAGCGCACUCGCUCUCCUGGCCUUGACUCGUCGCCGCCUCAACAAGCGACACCGCGACGUGAAUCACUGUCAUCUUCUUUGCCCCCUUCAUCUCCCCCUGCCCCCUUCUCGGAUACAGAUGACAGCUUGGAUGAAAGAGAUGCAGUACGUGACAUUGACGAAGGCGAUGAGGAUGCCGACGGCGAAGAUCUGUUUGGCGAGACUGUUGAAGAAGAUUAUGCCGUAAAUGAGGGUUUGGAUCGCUACUCAGAGCAAGACAUUGAUGACGAAGGAGAAUACGGAGCAUUGUCGGCUGAUGCCCGCCGAGCUGCCGAAGCACAGAUGACCCGUCGCGAUCGCCUGGAGCGAACAGGCCGACGAGGUGGUCGAGCCUCUAGACGAAGUCGUGCACCGCGCUUCUUAGAAAGCGAUGACAUGCAGGACGAAGAUGCGCUGGAUGAUGAACUUGGCGUUGCCAGAAUGAAACGUCGCACCAGACGACAGUAUGACGAACGACGAGACAUCGACGACUUGGAUGGCAUAGAAGAUGAAAUACCUCUCGAACAACUUAGUGACAUAAAAGCGAAGUCCAUCGCAGAAUGGAUUGCCGACGAACGUGUCCGCCGAUCUAUCGUCAAACACUUCAGGCAGUUCCUGAUGACCUAUGUUGACUCUGGAGGCGCUUCAGUCUAUGGACAACGCAUUCGUAAUCUCGGUGAAACCAACUCCGAGUCUCUCGAAGUGUCUUAUCUUCAUCUCGCUCUGUCAAAACCCAUUCUUGCAUAUUUCUUGACCAACUCACCUUCAGCCAUGCUCUCAAUCUUUGAUGAGGUUGCUCUAAACGCUAUUCUCGUGUAUUACCCUUCCUAUGAGCGCAUUCACUCUGAAGUCCAUGUUCGAAUCUCCGACCUUCCGCUUAGCUCUUCCCUUCGAGACCUUCGCCGCUCCAACUUGAACACGCUCGUCCGUGUUUCGGGUGUAGUAACGCGCCGAAGUGGAGUAUUCCCCCAGCUCAAAUAUGUCAAAUUUGAUUGUCGAAAAUGUGGAGCUGUCCUAGGGCCAUUCUACCAAGAUGCCACCAAAGAGGUCAAGAUCAGCUACUGUGCUAAUUGUGAAAGCAAGGGGCCGUUCCCAGUCAACUCUGAGCAGACUGUCUACCGAAACUAUCAGAAGAUGACUUUGCAGGAAUCCCCUGGCUCCGUGCCCCCGGGUCGUUUGCCGCGGCACAGAGAGGUCAUCCUUCUGUGGGACCUUAUUGACAAUGCCAAACCUGGAGAAGAAAUCGAAGUCACUGGCAUUUACAGAAACAACUUUGACGCGUCGCUGAACUCCAAGAAUGGUUUCCCAGUGUUUUCCACGGUCCUCGAGGCCAACCACGUCAAUAAGAAGGAAGACUUAUUUGCUGCCUUCCGACUGACUGAAGAGGACGAGAAAGAGAUCCGCACCCUUGCUCGCGAUGAGCGCGUCCGGAAGCGCAUAAUAAAGUCCAUUGCUCCGUCGAUCUACGGGCACGAGGAUAUCAAGACUGCGAUCGCGCUUUCGUUGUUUGGAGGUGUCUCGAAGGAUAUUAACCGCAAGCACAGGAUCCGCGGGGACAUCAACGUCUUGUUGCUCGGUGAUCCCGGCACAGCAAAGUCGCAGUUCCUUAAGUACGCUGAGAAGACGGCUCACCGCUCCGUUUUCGCCACCGGCCAGGGUGCCUCGGCUGUGGGUCUGACAGCCAGCGUUCGCAAGGACCCAAUCACGCGUGAGUGGACCCUCGAGGGAGGGGCGCUUGUGCUUGCGGAUAAAGGGACCUGCCUCAUCGAUGAGUUCGACAAGAUGAACGACGCCGACCGGACGUCCAUCCACGAGGCCAUGGAGCAGCAGUCUAUCUCUAUCUCGAAGGCCGGCAUUGUCACGACGCUGCAGGCCCGCUGUGCGAUCAUCGCCGCGGCGAACCCUGUCCGCGGGAGAUACAACCCAACCAUACCCUUCCAGCAAAAUGUGGAGCUUACGGAACCCAUCCUCUCCCGUUUCGACGUUCUGUGCGUUGUCAAAGACGCCGUCGACCCGGUACAAGAUGAGCUCCUCGCGCGCUUCGUUGUCGGCAGUCACCUCCGAAGCCAUCCCAAGUUCGAGCCCGAGACUGAGGAGAUGAGCGUCGGCACGACGCUUGAUGCCGACAUUAUCUCCCAGGAUGUCCUUCGCAAGUACAUCAUGUACGCUCGCGAAAAGAUACGACCGAAGCUGUACGACAUCGACAAGGACAAAAUUGCCUCGCUUUUCGCGGACCUACGUCGCGAGUCUAUGGCCACCGGCUCGUAUCCGAUCACUGUUCGUCAUCUUGAGAGUGUCAUCCGCAUGGCCGAGGCUAGCGCGAAGAUGGCAUUGCGCGAAUAUGUCAGAGCAGACGACAUCGACGUCGCCAUUUCUGUUGUAGUUGGGAGCUUCGUCAGUACGCAGAAGCUGUCUAUCAAGAAAACGCUCGAGAGGGGAUUCCGCAAGUAUCUCACCCAAGCACGCGACUAUGAAGAGCUUCUAGCGUUCAUUCUUGGACAACUCAUCAAGGACAAAGUUCGGUUCUUCCAGCUACAACGCAGUGACCAACCUGAAAUGGUGACCGUGAAGGUUUCUGAGCUUGACGAACGGGCCAAGGAGCACGAUAUCUACGAUACAUCCAGCUUCCUCCAGUCCAAGCUGUUCGCUAAUAACGGAUACAAGCUCAGGAAUGGUGCCAUCGAAAAGAAAUUCUGAAAAAUGUACCAUUAAUGAUAGUCUUGUACUUGUUCGUCUUGUUUUUUUUCUUUGCUUUCCCGACGAUGUAUCACUUAUGCUAAAAUGCAAUAUGAUGAGUGGUGG
Molecule: messenger RNA, 2863 nt
Organism: Coniophora puteana RWD-64-598 SS2
Lineage: Eukaryota; Fungi; Basidiomycota; Agaricomycetes; Boletales; Coniophoraceae
Product: MCM-domain-containing protein
Exons: 10
Coding region: 20-2758 (912 amino acids)
Biological process (GO): DNA replication; double-strand break repair via break-induced replication; mitotic DNA replication initiation
Cellular component (GO): nucleus; MCM complex
Molecular function (GO): 3'-5' DNA helicase activity; single-stranded DNA binding; ATP binding
Source: RefSeq, a predicted model, not a curated record